AGGCGAACCUGCUCUUUGUUAUGGCGGGGAGAGAGAGAAGGCCGACGGAAAGAUUUGGUGCGAUUGGCAGGUGCAGUGGUCACCCCUGGGCCACUUCUUGGCAACUUUCCACAAACAAGGCGUGGCUCUUUGGGCUGGCCCGGAGUUCACGAAGAAGAUCCGCCUCGCCCACAACGGUGUGAAAUACCUGGAGUUCUCCCCGACAGAGGAGUAUGCAUUGACCUGGAAUGGCAGCUCCGCAUUGGAUGCGGAUUCCCAAGCAGUGCGCAUACACCGCGUGUUGACGGGAGAAUGUGUUCACAAAUGCCGCACUCCAACUGUGGCACCAUUAGGGGGUGACUUCCCGCAUUUCCUGUGGAGCCAUGAUGGCAAGUACUUUGCAGAAUGCAAUGAGUCUGCUAUCUCAGUGCGUGAGACUGAUACCUUUCAGCUGAUUACAGAUGAGGAUGGGAAGAAGAAGACUCUCAAGUUCCCAGACCUCAGCACAUUUCAGUGGUCUCCCAAGGACAAUUUGCUCAGCGUUUGGUGUCUGGAGCGGGAAAACAACCCAGCAAGGUUGGUCUUGAUCGAGAUCCCAUCUCGCCGCGAACUGGCAUCGAGAUCAAGGACACAGGUGGAGGCAUCAAUGCACUGGCAGUCCGAGGGAGACUACUUAUGCCUCAUCAACACCAAGCUCAGCAAAACCAAAAAGAAAGGCGCAACAAACCUGGAAAUCUUCCGUAUCCGAGAGAAGAACAUCCCAGUGGACAUCGUUGAGGUCAAGGACUCUGUCCGCGGCUUCCACUGGGAGACAAAAGGGCACCGCUUCUCAUUGUUGACAAGCGACGAGUCCGGGCACCACCCGAAGAUGUUCAUCUAUGGCCUGAGCAAAGAGAAGUGUGAGGCGUUGAGCUUCUUCGAUUUGCCGUCCAACAGUUACAACAACUUUUUUUGGGCUCCAGAAGGUCAAUACUUUGUGUGUGCUGCUUUGGGCCAUGGCGAUCUUUUGUUUGGAGGCAUGACGAGUGAUAACAAGCUAGAAAUCUUGCACAAGGACGAGCACUUCAUGCUGACAGAUGUGCAAUGGGAUCCUUCUUCCAGGUAUGUGAUUACAGCUGUGACCCAACCCAUGCAGAAUGAGAUUGGAGGCUUCAAGUACAGUAUGGAAGCCGGCUUUGCGAUUUGGACAUUCCAGGGCCGCGUGCUUCACCGCCAGCAGAAGGAAAAACUUUGGCAAAUCGCCUGGAGGCCUCAUCCCCCAUGUUUGCUGCCACCGAAGAAGCAGGGGGAAAUCAGGAAAAAUGUUAGACAAUACUCUAAGAAGUACGACCACCUGGAUGACCAGGCUAAAGAAGCGGCCCGGAAGUCCUUCAAAGAUGAGCGAGAGUCAAAACUGCGGAAUUUUAAAGAGGUCUUGCAAAGACUGGACGAACACAAGUUCCGUCGCUCCGAGGAAAACGGAUGGGACCAGGCAGUGGAGAGGCACUUGGAGCAGCAAGGCUGGGAGCCGCUGCAGGUGGUGACCGAGGAGGUCAUGGAAGUAACUGAGGAGAAGAUCUGAGUGAAUUGGCUUUCCAUCCGCUUCAGUGUCACCACUCGAAGGAUCAGAUAAUCGAGGAGAAGCACUAGUAGCACUGGCGUGUUCAGUUUACUUACAUGCGC
Molecule: messenger RNA, 1641 nt
Organism: Effrenium voratum
Lineage: Eukaryota; Dinophyceae; Suessiales; Symbiodiniaceae
Source: the annotation of a GenBank genome assembly